Molecule: messenger RNA, 1272 nt
Organism: Aegilops tauschii subsp. strangulata
Lineage: Eukaryota; Viridiplantae; Streptophyta; Magnoliopsida; Poales; Poaceae
Source: RefSeq, a predicted model, not a curated record
CCGACCAACCACAGGCCGCCGCGUGCCAGCCCGGCCUGCAGUCGGCCUCCUGAUAGCCGAUCGGCCUGCUGUGGGCCGACUGGGCUCAGUCGGCCUGCAGUGGGCCGACGGUGUAUUAUUCUUGUAAAUUCUUUUUUCUGCGUAUUAUUUCUGUAAUUUUAAAAAAAAUGUAUUAUUUAAAAAAAAUUAGCCUCUCGCCAACGGCCGCUGCCUUACGAGCCAGACCUGGAGCGCAUGCCCGCGCGCGCACGCCAGUCAUCGCCUGGAGGCGUGGUUUACUCCCAACAAAGGGAAUAGACGGUGGAUAGUGACAAGAUCAAAGAUAUGCAUCAUCCAAAACUGGGGAAUAAUAAGGGGAUAGACGAUGGAUCCAGAUACACGCAUACGGCUGCAGGGAUGGGCGAUAGCUUGGACUACUCGGUUUGCUUGGAAGCACAAGAGCGCCCUAGGUACGAACUUACCGGACAGAGGAUGAAGAGGACUGAGGCUGAACCGACUGACCUGGACUGCAGCAUGCACGGCGGCGGCAGCGGCAGCAGGGUGUCCGGCGGCUACAACGGUUACUGGAACUGGAGCUCCCCGGACACCGGAUACUCGAGCUCCCCCGUGGUGUCGGCGGCGGUGUCGGCGAGCAAGAGCAACGUCGUCGUGACGAGGAGGCUACGCGGCCAGACGCUCAACGGCAAGCUCUACGCCCUCCGGAGCGUCGUCCCAAACAUCACCAAGAUGGAUAAGGGGUCCAUCCUCAGGGACGCCGUCGAGUACAUCCAGCAGCUGCAGGAGCAGGAGCGCCGGAUGCUCGCCGAGAUAUCCCUCCUUGAGUCGGCAGCGGAGGUACAUGGCCAUGCCCAGCUGCUUACUGCUACACUACAGCCCGUCCUUCCGAACGCCUGCGCCGGACACGCCAUGCCGCCGAUGAAGAAAACGAGGAGGCCCCUGCCAUUCCUGUCGCCGGUGACCCCCGCCCCCGCAUCCGCCACGGCCCACGGCCGCCGCAUCUCCGUGAGGGUGACGGGCGCUGGCGAUAAGCUGCUGGUGGUGAGCGUCGCGUGCCGCCACCGGAAGGACGCCAUGGCCAAGGUGUGCCGUGUGCUCCAGAGCCUCCAGCUCGCCAUCAUCUCGGCUAACGUCACGGUUGCGUCCGGGACGGUGACGCACACCGCGCUCCUACAGAGACAGGAAAUACAUAAGAGCGAAAUGAAGGAAUUGAUCGAGACUGCAAUCGCCCAUGUUGAUGUCGCGGGAAGUACUCUGAGUAAUAUGAGUUACUGA